UACAGGGUCUGAUGGAGCAGACAGAGAGUCAGAUGAGGAGCAGACUGGGGGACAUCUGUGAGAGGAGACAGAGGUAUACUGAUUGAUUGGAUUUGUACGAGGACGCGGCUACAGCAUCCAUGGUGACCACCAAACACAUCUACAAUAUCAACCGCAAGGCCAUCGUCAAGACACACAUGUCUGAGCUGAGGUACGUGGAGUUUGCUGAGGGUUUGGCCAUGAACCUGACAUCGCUAAGGAAACGGUCGGCUGCGUUGCUACGGAAACUGAAGGAGCAGCGAAGCCACGUCCAGAAACAGCUAGAGGACAUGUACCGGCAAGAGGUGGACGUUGAGAUCAAACUGCGCUCCUGUCAAGGAUCAUGCAACAGGUCCAUCGCUUUCCGUAUCGACCACGACAGCUACAGAUCGAUGGCCAAUCAGAUGGCCCUGUUCAGUAACACCGCCAAGCAUCGGAAGAGCUCUCCUCUUAAUAAGGACAUCGCUAAGAUCAAACUACAGCCGGUGGCUGUCGAUCCCCCGCCAUCGACCGCCUAUAAAACCAUCCCCAUGGUCCAGAAGGAACUCCUGACUCAGUUUGAGGAUCUAGAACAGAAUCAUGUGGUUCUGGAAGAGGUUCUAGAAGAAACGGAAUGCCUGGGUUCUGAAAGGGAGAGAGGAAAAGGAGAAGCAGGCGUUCUAGAAUGUAAAUAAUAAACUCAGAUAGAGAUGUCUGCCUCUCUGUGAUAUCUUGGUUCGGUUCUGAUAGAUAUGUUAUUAUGAAAACAUUGAGGUCAUAUUUUUAUUUACUUCUAAUAAAGGACUGCUGUUUUAA
Molecule: messenger RNA, 813 nt
Organism: Oncorhynchus gorbuscha (pink salmon)
Lineage: Eukaryota; Metazoa; Chordata; Actinopteri; Salmoniformes; Salmonidae
Product: fibrinogen alpha chain
Exons: 4
Coding region: 120-692 (190 amino acids)
Biological process (GO): blood coagulation
Source: RefSeq, a predicted model, not a curated record